AUGUAUAUUUUCACUAAGAAAUUUAUGUUCUUUAUGAAUUUUUCAGUUCAGAUGUAUGGGUUUAUGCUGAUAUAUGUUUUAUUCUUAUAUACACCGGACAUCCUUGACGUUAUAUCGCCUAUGAACGAAUCCCGCUUGCGAAAUCAUUACUUUAAAAUCGAUUACCUUGUCUCUGAGGAGCAAUAUAUUUCCCUCAUUCGAAUACACAUAUGCGCCGUGAUGUUUAUCAUCGUGAUGGUUUUCAAUGCCUGUUUGACCCUGUUCAUAGCUGUCGCGCAACACGUUUGCGGGAUGUGCGAAUUGCUGUGGUAUCGCGCGGAGCGACUAUUUUACGUGGUCGAAAGCACGGCGGAACGCGAUUUAAGUCGCAGGACGAAAUUAAUUUACAGGAACACGGCUGUUUUCAUAAGAAUACAUCUUAACGUCAUACAAUUCAUUGGUACAAUUGAAUAUCUUCAUACUCUACCGUUUCUAAUGGACCUCUUAGGGAUAAUGGUUGUAAUGAGUAUUACGUUAACGCAGGUCGUUUUCGGUAACAUUGAGAAAGCCAUUAGAUCUAUCCUUUUCGCCAAUUUACAAGUAAUAUAUAUCUCACUGUAUAGUUACUUGAGUCAGCAGAUCAUGGACAAUAGCUCGAGGAUAUUUGACGAAUUGUACAACAGUGCGUGGUACGACGUGAUAGCCGCGCAGCAGAAGCCGCUGCUGCUGAUAAUGAAACAACGCUUCCAGCCACUCGUCCUGACCGCCUGUAAGUUUUACGUGAUGUCCUUACCGAAUUUAGGAAAGUUAUUUCAGACGACGGUCUCCUAUGGCAUGUUUAUCAGAACAUUCUAA
Molecule: messenger RNA, 834 nt
Organism: Odontomachus brunneus
Lineage: Eukaryota; Metazoa; Arthropoda; Insecta; Hymenoptera; Formicidae
Exons: 6
Coding region: 1-834 (277 amino acids)
Biological process (GO): detection of chemical stimulus involved in sensory perception of smell; sensory perception of smell
Cellular component (GO): plasma membrane
Molecular function (GO): odorant binding; olfactory receptor activity
Source: RefSeq, a predicted model, not a curated record